This is a messenger RNA of Aspergillus bombycis, 2286 nucleotides long. RefSeq lists its product as uncharacterized. The record is from RefSeq and is a predicted model, not a curated record. The transcript has 5 exons. Gene Ontology annotation, cellular component: mitochondrion. NCBI's taxonomy places the organism in Eukaryota, Fungi, Ascomycota, Eurotiomycetes, Eurotiales, Aspergillaceae. The coding region runs from base 1 to 2286 and encodes 761 amino acids. Gene Ontology annotation, molecular function: flavin-dependent sulfhydryl oxidase activity; flavin adenine dinucleotide binding.
AUGGCGAACCGUCAUAUCACAAGGCGAAUACUGCUUGGCGCUACGGUCUCAAUCUUCCUUCUCUUUGUCUUCUUCGUCCGACCUCAAGGCCCACCGAGCCCCGCGAUUCGAGCCCCUGGUCACCUAGAGAAACCGUCUCAUUCAACAUUGACAAAGGAUGAUAUAGUCAAAGGCGAGGUGGUGAUGCCGAAGCUGGGCAAUGAGACGGCUAAAGCGGAAUUAGGGCGCGCUACGUGGAAGUAUUUCCAUACUAUGCUGGCACGAUAUCCAGAAGAUCCAACGGAGGAGCAACAAGAAACUUUGCGCUCAUUCAUUUAUUUAUUUGCGCGAUUAUAUCCAUGUGGUGAAUGCGCCUCGCAUUUUCAAGGUCACUUGAAAAAGUAUCCCCCGCAGGUGUCGUCACGCAACGCCGCAUCGGGAUGGGGUUGCUUUAUCCACAACGAGGUCAAUACCAUGCUCAAAAAACCUAUCUUUGACUGCAAUAAGAUCGGCGACUUUUACGACUGUGGCUGCGCCAAGGACGAAGAAACCGAAGACGAGAACGAGGAGCUCAAGAGUAGAAGCCAUGCUGACUCCAAAGAAAGUGAUGAUAUUGCUAAUAGUCAGCGCUUGGAGAUAUCCAAAGAACCGCUUGCGGUGAUAUUCUCACCAAGAAGAAGCUCGAUCCUCACCGCAACCAAUGUCGCGGCGCAACCUUCACCUGCAUUGAUUGCAUGGUCCAUUUCCAGGGCACUAGCUAUAGAUCACAUACGGUAUGGAUAUGUUUUACUUUUCCUAAGUGCCAUACCUAUCAGUCCGAUGCUACUUGAUCGCCCUCGCCGUCUUGAGCGCACCAUUGGUUCUCAGUGCGAUCACUUAGCAGCUUUGCUUUACAACUUGUCGCAAGUGUAUCGAUCAUGCAUGACCGAGGCUCAGAAGUAUGAGGGCGCUCUAUAUAAGCCGAAACAAGCGAAGAACCAACGGAACCAAAAAGGCAAGAACGAUCCAAAGCAGAACGCGAAGCCUACUACCAAUGGUCACCGAGCACCGUACGUCGAAGACGCUCCUGAGUCCGACAAGUCGAAGGAGAACGUAUCCGCGCUACCCACUGCCCCUACUCCCCCAGCCACGUCAGGGACUCCUCAGAGAGACGAUUCUAAACAGGUCAAUGUAUUCGAUUACCUAGUUGCUGAGAAGACGCCGAACCUAUCAAAGGUCUCCCUCAAUCAGCCCAAAGAGCAGAUGCAAAUGGUUGAUCACGCCCCUUCUGUUUUUGAAGCCAGUAAGGCGCUAGCCAACUACGAAACUGGCGGCGCGGAUGAGGAUAAGCAGUAUGAUUUGCCAUACGAGGAAAAUGGGUAUUCUUACGGUUCCGGUCCUAUUCCACCAUCGGCAUACCCAAGUCAAGCCGCGAACGCUUCCAUGGAAUUUAUGACCCCGGCCCCGAAAAAGAAGAAGGACCGUUCACGCAAGACUGAGGCGGGCGCCGUUACCAGUGAGAAGAAGCGAAAGCGCCAUAAUGAAGACCAGGAACUUGAAGACAUCGACACCCCUAUGAUGGAAGCACCAUCUAGCGUUGUGAACCACCCAGGCACGCCCAUGCUAAACCACUCCGGGUUAACAGGGGGGUUGAGUCGGAUGCUUCGAUCCCCGUCCUUGGAAGCUGAGAAUGACCACGCCGAUCAUCCUCGCCGGCGUUACCAGGACCCAUCAUCUCCCAUCAAGCGUACUCGUCGUGAUGACAAGGAUGGCUCUGAUGCCGGCUUGGGCAUCUCAAUGAAGAACCGUGCUGAGCGCCUUGUAUCUUCCAUGUUUGGAGGCCCUGCGGAAAGCAAGCGUGGCUCAUCGGAUGAUGGUGAUAUACGACCCAAGAAGUCGAACCGUGUGGCAUCUGAUUCGCACAAGUCUAAGCGCAAGAGUAGCGCCCAGAUGGAUGGUCGGCCGUCUCAACGUCUCAAGCAAAUCGAAUAUGCCAACGGUUCCCGCACCGAGUCGCCACGCGGGGAUGACGGCCGUCAGGUCGUGGUCUAUGGGCAGCCGAACAUUCCUAGUGACCUACAGCGACAGAUGGCUUCUCACUUCUUGUCAUUGGUGACCAAGGGUCCCGAAAGCCAGCGAGGAUUCUCUGUUAACAAGGUCUUGAAGCGCUUUCAUCGUGAUUUCACCGACGAAUUUGAUGACGACCGAGGCCGUGAGCAAGGGCGCAGCCGUGCUGACCACGAGCAGAGAGGCGAAGACGAGAAAGACCUUUGGCGUACACUGCGCAUCAAGAGAAAUGAUCGGGGAGAGAUUGUCCUUUUUAUGUAA